Solenopsis invicta (red fire ant) is the source of this 2077-nucleotide messenger RNA. RefSeq names its product galactose mutarotase. Gene Ontology annotation, biological process: beta-D-galactose catabolic process via UDP-galactose, Leloir pathway; glucose metabolic process. The record is from RefSeq and is a predicted model, not a curated record. The coding region runs from base 787 to 1929 and encodes 380 amino acids. Gene Ontology annotation, molecular function: aldose 1-epimerase activity; carbohydrate binding. The transcript is spliced from 8 exons. NCBI's taxonomy places the organism in Eukaryota, Metazoa, Arthropoda, Insecta, Hymenoptera, Formicidae.
UGGAGUAUAUAUAAAAAUAAUAAUAAUAAUAAAGUAGGUUUAUUAUUUUAUUAUUUUAGUACAUUAUUAUAACUUUAUGAAUUACAAAUAAUAUACUUACUUUUAUUUUUAUUUUUAUUAUUUUAUUAUUAAUAAAUAAUUUUAAAUAACAGCAUCAAUAAGUUUUAGCUCUUUAAGCCAUUUUAUAUCUUCCACAUUCCUAAACGUAAUAACUCAAACAAUUCAGAGUCGUCCAAUAAUAUAAUAUAGGUCAGCGAGCUCAGUCUACAAAAUAAUUUUUAUUUAGACCGAACAUUAUUUUACGAAAAAAUGAAAAUACGACUUUCUGAUGUUGAAACAACGAAAAAUUUAAAACAUCGAGAUAAUUGUAUUUCGUAACCUAUUAUCAUUAUUAUCAUUAAAAGUAUUCUUUAAAAGUAAUGUCACGAAUUGUUUAAUAUAGAUACGAGAGUGUAAUAGCAAAAUUUUUCGUUUUUAUCGCGCCACAUGUUACAAUAAAUGGUUUCACAGUAAACUGGAAAACGUUAAGAAGUGAAACAUGGUCACCUAUGAUUGCAAUUGCAAGGAUGUUGUAAUUACGGAGGGAAUAUUUGGAGAAGUUUAUGCCGGUGUUUUGUUACUUCACAAAAGAACUAGACUUCUGUCACGGUGAUAAUGACAUAAAAGCCGUUCUUCGUUGCAGAAUCUACAGACGAUAAAGUACGCCGUUAUGACAGUGAGGAAUAUUACGAGGAUAUCGAAUACGAGUGUAAAGGACUCCAGUUGGUGCCAGUAAAGUCAUACACGAUGAUUAAUAAAAAUCGCUUAGAGAUCACCGUCAUUUCCUGGGGUGCCACGAUUGUUUCUAUAAAGUAUCCCGAUAAGUUUGGGCACGUCGCAGAUGUUGUGCUCGGUUUCGAUGAUUUGAAGAGCUACACGAAUCCCAAAAUUAAUCCGUUUAUAGGAUGCAUAUUAGGCAGAUGCGCGAAUCGCAUAAGAGACGGCAGUAUUGUAAUUAAAGGUCAAACUUAUCAAUUAACGAGAAACGAUCUCGGUAAACAUCAUCUGCACGGAGGUACGAAAGGCUUUGGUCGGCGAUUGUGGGAAUCUUAUAUCGAUAAUUGCUCAGUCGUCAUGACUUAUAUGAGCGAGGACGGCGAAGAGGGAUAUCCUGGUGCGGUAUUGAGUACAGUGAGAUUCAGGUUAACACCUGACAAUAAACUGGAAAUAGGUAUCCGGGCGACAACGACGAACUCCACUAUAGUGAACAUCUCGCACGGUUCUUUGUUCAAUCUCGCUGGACAUGACGCUGGUAAGAAGGAACUGUUAAAGCACAAGAUCUCGUUGAAUUGCGAUCGCUGGACCUUCGCGGAUUAUACGGAUCCGAUACCAACCGGCGGUAUUCGAGGAGUCGGGGGAACCGUCAUGGAUCUGCGUAUACCAAAACUUUUGGAGGACUGUAUUGAGAAGGUUCCUUCGGGAGAGGGGUAUGAUCAUAACUUUUGCGUCAUGCCGAACUGGCACGGAGGUAACGCGUUCGUCGCUCGAGCGUUUCAUCUCAAAAGCGGUCGCGUCUUGGAGAUUUAUUCGAAUCAACCUGGCGUACAGUUCUACACGGGCGGCCGUCUAUGCGAUUCUUCCGAGGCUGGCGAUAAUACUGUUGUUGCAUAUGACAGUAGUUCAACUCGUGAAGAAGAGUAUGAAGAAAAAGAAAACGCGACUGAUAAAAUAGAACAAGAUGUGACAUCAGAAUCGUCGAAAUUUAUUUUGGGGAAGCAAGGUGCUCGCUACGCGAAGCACUGUGCUUUCAGUAUUCAACCACAAAACUAUCCAAAUGCCAUUAAUUACUCGCACUUUCCCUGUUCUAUUCUACGACCGGGGGAGAUCUAUACUCAUGAUUUAAUUUACAAAUUUGGCAUUCAAUUGGCUAAUUACAUGACGCGUUGCUAAAUUAGGAAAACGUCAACUUUGUAUCUGGCAUAGAAAAUAUUCGGUAAUGCUAUAAUUAUUAACGUUACUAAAAACAUAAGUAUCCCAAGUAAAAACAUUUUAUUAAUUUAUCAAAACUGGUUUCCAAUAUUAGAAAAAUUACAGAUAU